CAAGCGAUCAGUUCAAAGUUGAUUUUGUCGCGGACCGGAGCAGACCGUUCUAAUUCCGACACGCGACCGUGAAUUAUAGAAUUAUCAAAUCACGGGCUAAUUUAAUUUAAUAUAUAAAUAAUACUCUAAACAUAUAAUAACUAAAAUGUUCUUAAAAAAGUGCUCUCUUGUUCUGUGCCUGUGGGUGGGCGUUAUCCUUGUCCGGGCCGAACUGGACUUCAACAACGAUCUGGCCAAUAGGCAAAAGUUCAAGAGCAUACCCACUACAGUGAAAACCUAUGAGAACGACACUGUCCUGCUGCCCUGCACCUUGAAUACACCUUUCCGGUAUGUUCGCUGGCACCGGGACGAUCCCCCAGUCCCCCUGGUGGAUUCCAGACAUCCCGAUAUCCCGAAACCGGAUCGCAUCAUGCUCUGGCCCAAUGGAAGUCUACAGGUGUCCAAUGUCCAGUCCAGCGACACGGGCGACUACUACUGCGAAAUGAACUCGGACUCGGGACAUGUGGUCCAACAGCAUGCCAUUGAGGUUCAACUGGCCCCACAGCUCCUUAUCGAGCCCGCUGAUUUCACGGAGCAAAGGAUCGGGGCCACCUUGGAGGUGGUGUGUGAGGCCCAGGGAGUGCCCCAUCCUGUCAUCAGCUGGCGUUUGAACGGAAAUCCCCUACAAGCCCAGACCAGCACCGGAAACAGACAAAGCCUAGUUCUUGAUAUAAAGUCCAGGAACCAGGCUGGGCUCAUAGAGUGCCUGGCCAGCAAUGGAGUGGGCGAGACGGCGGUUGGCAGUGUCUACCUUCAUGUGUUGUUCACACCUGAGGUUAGUGUGUCGCAGGCUGUGGUGUACACCAAACUUGGCGCUCGUGCCCACCUGGAGUGUCUUGUGGAGGCAGCCCCCACAGCCACCGUGAAGUGGUUCCAUCACGGGUUGCCGGUGGCAUUGGGAGCCCACUCCAGCAGUCACGAAUCGGAGGUUCAGGCGAAUCGCUCUCUGGAUCACUACGUGAAUGCAGUCCGUCACCUGUUGGUGGUGAAGAGCGUGCGGAAUGCGGACAUGGGUCAGUACGAGUGCCGAGCCAGUAACCAAAUUGGCUCGAAGAGCGGCAGUGUCGAACUGACUGGUCGCCCGAUGCCCUGCGUGUUCAAAAUCAAUCCCGGAACCCAGAGCUCUACGUCCCACGGGCUGGUGUGGCAAACGGAGAGCCUGCUGCCCAUUAUGGAGUUCAAGCUGAAGUUCCGGCAGAUUCCCUCAAACAAUGCCACUCGGUCCCUGCGAACCAACUGGACAGAGCUGACGAUACCGGCUCAGGCCACCAAUGGACUCAUCUACAUCACCACUUAUACGCUACAUGGCCUGCACCCUGCCAGUCUUUACGAGGUGUCGGUCUUGGCCAGAAACAGCUUUGGCUGGAGUGAUAAUAGCAAGAUAGUACGCUUCGCAACGGGUGGUGAAGUGGAACUGCCCAAUUACUCAACGGAAUCGGAGCUACAAGAAGACUUUGGUGAUGAAGACUUCCACAAUGAAAUCACCCAAAGAUCAGAGGUUUUGUCAGCCAGCAUGAUGUACAACUCGGGUUCGAUAUGUGGGCACGAUAUCAGUUUAUUAAUUUAUUCCCUAUGUCUAAUAAAAUUAUUUAUAGUCUUGAGUUAGGUUUAUCUAUAAAAAAUAUACAAAUUUUGUACUGAACACGAGUUACACACUAAACCAAAUAAAAACACCUUUUCAUAUAAA
Molecule: messenger RNA, 1726 nt
Organism: Drosophila bipectinata
Lineage: Eukaryota; Metazoa; Arthropoda; Insecta; Diptera; Drosophilidae
Gene: wrapper
Product: wrapper
Biological process (GO): synapse organization; homophilic cell-cell adhesion
Cellular component (GO): plasma membrane; axon; neuronal cell body
Molecular function (GO): protein binding; axon guidance receptor activity
Source: RefSeq, a predicted model, not a curated record